This is a messenger RNA of Propithecus coquereli (Coquerel's sifaka), 1536 nucleotides long. It is a transcript of the gene ALG1, whose product is annotated as ALG1, chitobiosyldiphosphodolichol beta-mannosyltransferase. Gene Ontology annotation, cellular component: endoplasmic reticulum. The record is from RefSeq and is a predicted model, not a curated record. Lineage: Eukaryota; Metazoa; Chordata; Mammalia; Primates; Indriidae. The transcript has 13 exons. Gene Ontology annotation, molecular function: mannosyltransferase activity. Bases 31 to 1425 code for a protein of 464 amino acids.
CGGUCACGUGACGGCUGCCGGCUCGCCAAGAUGGCGGCACCCUGUCUGGUCCUGCUGGCGCUGUCUCUGCUGCUGCCGCUGCUGCUGCUGGGCAGCUGGAAGCGCUGGCGGCGGGAGCGCGCGGCCCGGCACGUACUCGUCGUGGUGCUGGGCGACGUGGGCCGCAGCCCCCGCAUGCAAUACCACGCGCUGUCGUUGGCCAAGCACGGCUUCUCCGUGACCCUCCUGGGGUUCUGCAACUCCAAACCCCAUGAUGAACUCUUGCAGAGUGACAGAAUUCAAAUUGUGCAGCUGACAGAACUUCAGAAUCUUGCAGUUGGGCCCCGAGUUCUCCAGUACGGAGUCAAAGUUGUGUUUCAGGCAGUGCACUUGCUGUGGAUGUUGAUGUGGAGGGAGCCAGCAGCCUACAUCUUUCUCCAGAACCCCCCAGGCCUGCCCAGCAUUGCCGUCUGCUGGUUUGUGGGCUGCCUUUGUGGAAGCAAACUCGUCAUCGACUGGCACAACUAUGGCUACUCCAUUAUGGGUCUGGUGCAUGGCCCCAACCACCCCCUCGUUCUGCUGGCCAAAUGGUACGAGAAGCUCUUUGGACGCCUGUCCCAUGUGAACCUGUGUGUGACCAGCGCCAUGCGGGAAGACCUGGCGGAGAACUGGGGCAUCAGAGCUGUGACCGUCUACGACAAGCCGGCAGCUUUCUUUAAGGAGACACCCCUGGACCUGCAGCACGAGCUCUUCAUGAAGCUGGGCCGCACCCACGCUGCGUUCCGGGCCUGCGCAGACCCCGGGGACCCGGCCACGGAGAGGUCAGCCUUCACGGAGCGGGACGCCCAGAGUGGGAUGGUGACGUGUCUUCCAGGGCGGCCGGCCCUGCUGGUCAGCAGCACGAGCUGGACAGAGGACGAGGACUUCUCCAUCCUGCUGGCAGCUUUGGAAAAGUUUGAACAGCUGACUCUUGCUGGGGACAGUCUUCCUUCUCUAGUCUGCGUGAUAACAGGCAAAGGGCCUCUGAAGGCCCACUACGGCCGCCUCAUCGGCCAGAAGAGCUUCCAGCGCGUCCAGGUCUGCACGCCCUGGCUGGAGGCCGAGGACUACCCGCUGCUGCUAGGGUCGGCGGACCUGGGUGUCUGUCUGCACAAAUCCUCCAGUGGCCUGGACCUGCCCAUGAAGGUGGUGGACAUGUUCGGGUGCUGUUUGCCCGUGUGUGCCGUGAACUUCCAGUGUUUGCAUGAGCUUGUGAAACACGAAGAAAACGGCCUGGUCUUCGAGGACUCGGAGGAACUGGCAGCUCAGCUGCAGAUGCUUUUCUCAAAGUUUCCCGAUCCUGCUGGCAAACUCAGCCAGUUCCGGAAGAACCUCCGGGAGUCAGAGCAGCUUCGGUGGGAUGAGAGCUGGACGCGGACUGUGCUCCCUUUGCUUAUGGACACGUGACCCCCGGGGCCAGAGACUAAAACCCAGGAUCCCCUGGGCCCUUCUCCCCCACCAGCCGAGUCCCAGGGUAGACCUCCCCGAGCAGCGCCGCCUGGUGGUCAGAGGCUGAAA